Molecule: messenger RNA, 1534 nt
Organism: Eublepharis macularius
Lineage: Eukaryota; Metazoa; Chordata; Lepidosauria; Squamata; Eublepharidae
Gene: CBX3
Product: chromobox 3
Exons: 6
Coding region: 392-946 (184 amino acids)
Biological process (GO): negative regulation of transcription by RNA polymerase II; chromatin organization
Cellular component (GO): pericentric heterochromatin; nucleus
Molecular function (GO): chromatin binding
Source: RefSeq, a predicted model, not a curated record
AGCCGCUUUUUCCUCCCUCCUUAACGUGUUCUUUGCUGGCAUAGGACAGGCAGCAGGUCGUGGCCGGUCUCUGAGAACCGGGCCGACAUUUUACAUAACUCCGAGGAAGAACCAGGCGUGGCCUUUCUCCCCCCCCCUCCGCUUUCCCCCUCCUUCUCCUCCUCUCCCUCGAUCGUGGCCGCCGUUUCUUGGCUCCUCGAGGGCCUAUAAAGGGAGGGCCUCUUUUCGCAGGGCUGCCUUUGAGAAAAUUCCUAGCUAGGCCCCCCUCUCUCUUACAUUGCGCUUGCGGGCUGGGAGGGCGGGCAGCGGCCACCAUUCGCGGAGGUUGGAGCCGCCCGAGCUCUCUCGUCGGCUUUCCUCGGAAUAAAAGCUCAGCAAGUCUGCAAUAAAAAUGGCCACCAAUAAAUCUACCUUGCACAAAAUGGGGAAGAAACAGAAUGGAAAAGGCAAAAAAAUUGAAGAAGCAGAACCUGAAGAAUUUGUUGUGGAGAAAGUCUUGGACCGGCGUGUAGUUAACGGAAAGGUUGAAUACUUCUUGAAAUGGAAGGGAUUUACUGAUGCUGAUAAUACCUGGGAGCCUGAAGAGAAUUUGGAUUGUCCAGAACUAAUAGAAGCUUUCCUGAACUCUCAGAAAGCUGGUAAAGAGAAGACAGAUGGUACGAAGAGAAAAUCUCUUUCAGACAGUGAAUCUGAUGACAGUAAAUCAAAGAAAAAGAGGGAUUCUAUCGAUAAACCCAGAGGAUUUGCAAGAGGUCUUGAUCCUGAGCGAAUCAUUGGCGCCACAGACAGUAGUGGAGAACUGAUGUUUCUUAUGAAGUGGAAGGACUCAGAUGAAGCGGACUUAGUGCUGGCCAAAGAAGCUAAUGUGAAAUGUCCGCAAAUCGUAAUUGCUUUUUAUGAAGAACGGCUAACUUGGCAUUCAUGCCCAGAAGAUGAGGCACAAUAAUUGUUUGGCUUUUCUUUUUUAUAUAUGUAUAAAGGAUAUUAACAGCUGUUUGACUUUGACUUAUCAGAAAUGUGGAAAAUGUCUACAUUCUAAUAGGAUGAGUUUGAUUAUUUUUGAAGUCGUGUUUUGCAUAAACAGAUGGAAAAAAGGGGUUGUGCUAUUUGCUUUGUUUAUUACAGGAGAGCAUUUGAUACUGCUUCCUGCAUAUUAGGUAAAGUGUUUUAUAAAGUUCAUAGUUUAAUAGUGACACAAUGGCAGUUUGAACAAACUCACAAGUGGGGUUUUUUUUGUAGCUCUAUUCAAUUGACAUGCAUGCAUCUUAUUCCAACUUGGUUAUUUAACAGUGCAAUCCUAAGCAGAGUUACACCUUUCCAAGUCCAUUGAAGUCAGUGGUCUUGGAAAGAUGUAAUUCUGUUCAGGAUUGCACUGUAAAUAUGUAAGGCCGUUCUUUUAGUAUUUGUGGCUACUUGGUUCUGAGGGGACCAGGUGAAAACUUUGUAGUAAGUUGAAGGUGCAGUUUGUAUAUUGUUUAUUUUAUUGUAAAUACUGGUGAAUGGUGAUCAAUAAAAUAAUUUUAUAUUCUUGGUC